GUAAAAUGUUCAUUCAUUGAACGAAGUUGAUAGAUAACCGUGCUUUCUUUAAUUUUGUUAAUUUGUUAAAAUAAUUAGCAAAAGUGUAAUUUUGUAUAUUAAAAAUAUUAUACAAAUAAUUGUAAAGCUCACAUUAAGAACGUUAUUUAUGUGGUGUCGUGCUACUUGUCAUGGCAUUCGGCUCUAUAACAUUACAACAACAAUUCAAUCACAAUAUUACUAUAGAAAAUAACAACAACAAUACUACUAUUUAACACAACUCGCCAAAAAAAGAAGUGAACAAAAAACGCCACAGAUAAUCAUUAUUAUCAUCAACAGAAAAUAACAAGAAGAGGAGUUGUUACAACUUUGAAAAGCAAUGAAGUUGUAAGUGAAUUUUUAAUUUAAUUUUUUAAUAAACAUAUAAUAAUUGAAUAUAAAAGUGCUUCAAAAUAAUAUAAGAAUUCAAAAAAGAAAAGUGAAAAUGAAUCCUUUAAAUGGCCAACAACAGCCAACACCAACAGCGUCACAAUACUAUAUAACAGGCCUGCCACCAUUGACUCCUGCCACAGGAACUUCAAUAUUAAAGUCAAAUGUAGCAGCUACGGCAGCCACUGUCAGUCAUACGCCGCAAACGGCCGCAAACAUUGUAACCACUACUGGCCUUAAUAGUGUGGGUAGUGUUGGAAAAGGUGCUACUACCACUACUACUGGUAAUAGUUUAAUGGAUAACACAAAAUAUGUAACGACGGCCACAAAUUAUAUGCCCGUUUUAUUAACAAAUCAAACCUUGAUUAGUACUGUUGAUCCUAUUCAGCAGCAAACAACAAAGAUUACACCAGCAGGCACAGCACCAAUGGUGGUACAUACUCCUGUUCUUACCGGUAAUAGUAGUACUACUACCCUAACAUCGGUUAAUGCUAACAAACCCUUGGUAUUAACUUCUGCCAAUAAUGCAGGCAAUAUUACCUAUCAAGUAUUGUCAACAUCACAAAACAAUAAUAAUAGUAAUAAUUUGACUCCCGUCAUCUCUGCACCCAAUGGCUCUGUCAGUGUCAUCUUGGCUUCCUCACAAACCAUGGCAACAGCUGGUCAUGUUGCGGCACCAAUUAUAAUACGUAACACACCAACUACAGCAACUACAACAAAAACAGUACAAAUAAAACAAGAACAACAAUUGUCCACAAAGCAACAGCAGCAACAUCAACCACAGCAGCAGCAACAAAAAACUAAAAUGAAUACAUUUAAUCCACAAACAUUUAAUGCGGAUAUUUUAAAACAAAUAGUAGUGGGUAAUCCUGGCGCAGGAGCAACCGCCAACUUAGCACCAGGAACAACUUUAUUAAAGCCUACAAUAUUACAAAAUAAACCAAUAAUACAACAGCAAUAUAAACAGCAGCCAACACACCAACAACAAAUUCAAAAUAAAACUUUAAUAAAAAAUACGCCAAAAAUGUUGGUAACAACAACACAACACCAACAACAACAUUAUCCCCAGCAACACCAAUUGCAACAAAAACUAAAUAAUCACACCGUUAUAACAACUACUACGGAUAAUUCUUCACAAAUGUUUGCCGCUUUGGGCAUGGAACUGGUCAAAGCUAACACUGUCGCCCAAACUGUUCAGAAACUGCCCCAAGUCAGUUUAUUACAGAAUUCCAACAAAAAGGCAACAAAUAUUAUUACAGAAUUAAACAAUGAGCCUACAGCCAAAACAAUUCUAAAAAAUCCCCAUGAAAUUAAGGUGGGAAAUCUUAACAGUGAAGUGUCUCUCAUAAAAAAACCAAAUUUAGCAAUGCAUGAAAUGAAGACCAAAGAAAUGUCUUUAUUAAAAAGUUCCAACUCAAAACUACCAGCAGAAAUCGUUAUAGACAAACGUAAAACCCAAGAUUUGGAACAAUCCACUAAAAUCCAAACAAAAACUAAUAGUCAAAACGCUCAAGAUGUAAAGGCGAAAAAGGAAACAAAUGAGUCUUACUCUCUACUAAAAACCAGCUUGGAUUUCAAAAAAUCUCCCGAAAGCCAUAAUAACGCUACAAAAACCGCCAAUACUCUAGUGGAAAAGCAAAAAUCUUUAUUAAAACCGAAAACAAUUAAUAAAAAAUCACCACCAAUGCCGCCACAACAAACCAGCCCACGCUCACAACGUUCGAAUUCCUGUAAUACAGUCUUGAAACCAAAAUCUUCCCUUGCUACAGCCGCCAACAGUGAAAGGAGACAUUCGGAACCAGCAAAAAUUGAGCUAGUCAUAACUAGCAAUAACACUGAGGCAAUAACUCAAGAUAAUCAGGAUAUAGAAUUAUUAAAAUCCGACGAAAUGGAUAUAUACUUUGAAGACGAAGAAUAUUUGGAAAGUUCUGGUGAUAAAUUAUCCAUAGCCUCUGAAAAAUCUCAAGAUAAGGAUAAGCAAAGUCCACAGAAUAAUAAAGAAUUGCAAGAAAAACAUGAAACAACACCGCCUGCUAAAGACAGUAGUAGUAAUAAAGCAACAGCUACUAACACACCAACAAAUAAUGCAACAGAAAAUGAUAAGGAAAAGAAAACGGAGCAACAGAAUCAGCAAACUCAAGCAUCUUCGAACUCUUCCAAAGAUAAUCAAGAGGGUUAUGCCACCAAUUCUUCAGAGGAUGACGAUGUCACUAUUUUGCCUAUGGAUGAAAUGGAAAUAGAACCAAUUGAAAUUGAUGAUGAUGAAGAGGAUAAUGAAAGCUUGUUAAGAUCCUCAUCCGAGAACAAAGAACGACUUAAUGAAUCCUUACUAUGUGAUGAACAAUUCAUAAUAAGUUCCUCAUCUUCUGUAUCAAAUAAUUCUGUCGAUCAAAAUUCGGCUACAACUUCUCUAAUAAAAUCCCCUUCCCAAAUGGACAAUCCAACAACAACUACUACUACCACAUCUCCGUUAUUAAAGAAAACCUUAAUGGAACCAAAAGCUUUCGCUGCAAAAGAUGAAACUCAACAACAACCAAAUGGUUAUUCUUCAGUUUUAGAUAUGCUUUCCAAUUUUAACAUGUUGAAUUGGCGAGAACGCAUUGGAACGGCACGUGGUACGAAUUUAAAAUUUCAAUUAAACGAAUUCAAUCUGAUACAAUUAUAUGAAAAGAGCAUGCCUAAUAAACGUAUUCAUACGGCUUAUGAAAAGCCUAUAUACGAAAGGGAAUCAUCACAUAGACGUAAUGAAAAUGGCGAUCCUCCAACAUACUAUAUGUGUCGACGCUGCAAUGUUCAAGGGCCAUCUGUUGAUUUUUUGGCUCCUGAAUUUUGUUCAUUAUCAUGUUUAAAACGUGAUUGUCGUAAACGUCGUGAUGAUAGCAUCAGUCUUAUGCGCAAACGUAAUCGUUUAAGCAAUUUAAAUAUGGUCAACAAAAACUACAACAUUAAUAUCAACAACAGCAGCAUUGCUAACAUUACAACCGAUGCGCUUAACAUUAACAAUCCACCACCUUUGACCUAUAUUAAAAAACCAAAAUUCCGUUGGUCUACCUAUAUGAAUAGUAAUUUUACUACUAUGGCUGCACCCAUAUCACUAUUUUUAAAUCCAUUUCCCACCGGGCCCAAUAACUUUACGAUCGGCAUGAAAUUGGAAGCUAUAGAUCCGGAAAAUUGUGCUCUUUUCUGUGUUUGUACAAUCAUUGAUAUUAUGGGCUAUCGUCUGAAGCUGAGCUUCGAUGGUUAUGAUAAUGCCUAUGAUUUUUGGCUAAAUGCUGAUUCUAUGGAUAUUUUUCCGCCCGGUUGGUGUGCGAAAACUAAUCGUAUAUUACAGCCACCUAAAGGUAUAACAGCGAAUAAAUUCAAUUGGGGUGCUUAUUUGAAUAAGGAAAAGGCAGUGCCCGCUCCCAGAUAUUUAUUUACACACUUGAAUUCAUCUUCUUUGGUACCGCGUAAUCCGUUUAAGGUCGGCAUGCAUUUGGAAGCUGAGGAUUUAAAUGAUACUGGAAAACUGUGUGUUGCUUCUGUGGCUGAUGUUUUAGAUGAUCGCAUACGUAUACAUUUUGAUGGCUGGGAUGAUUGCUAUGACAUAAUAGUUGAUAUUAACUCUCCCUAUAUACAUCCCUGCGGUUGGCAUGAGGGACGUCAACAGCUGGUAGUACCGCCAGAUUGUGAGAAUUCCGCCUUUAAUUGGAACGACUAUAUACGUAAACAGGGUACCGGAGAAGCAGCUAGUGAAGAACUGUUUAAUCCCAGAGAACCUAUUGGGUUUAAGCCCAAUAUGCGCUUAGAAGUAGUAGAUCCUCGCAAUCCCUCUUUGAUAAGACCAGCCACUGUUGUGACACAUAAAGGACAUCGUGUUAAGUUGCAUUUAGAUGGUUGGCCCAGUGAUUACUGCUUUUGGCUGGAAGAUGAUAGUCCUGACUUACAUCCCAUCGGUUGGUGCGAUGCUACUGGCCAUGAUCUAGAGCCACCACCAGGUUUUCAAAUGACAAAACAAAAAAUGCCUUGUCCCGUUGAAGGUUGCCGUGGCAUUGGUAAUGCGAAGAAGGCAUUUAUGGGCGUACAUGCCACCCGGGAUGGUUGCCCCUAUGCUGCCGAAAAUUGGCGCAUUGUAGUGGAAAAACCUCAACGUAUUAACUACGAUAAUAUUGUAAGAACUUUGCCUAAACAAAACAAACAAUUGCCGCUGCAGCAACCGUUGUCGUCUUCUCUUCCAACACGUUUAAGUGAACAACAAAUUUUGGAACGUUUGCAAAUGUUAGACAAUAUUAAAACGCGCAAUAUUCUAGUACAACAGGAAAAACUGCCUACCAAUAGCAGUGACUUGCUGGGCGGUUUCUCUUUGCCACAACUCAAGAAAGAAGAAACAAAAGCUUCUAAAAACUCCAAUAAUACCUCCAUAUCACCAGCUCAAGCGCAAAAUUCUAAUGACAAUGUACUCGAUGUUAAUCUAGAUAUUGCCAAAGAAUUCCUCUUCGACUAUGGUCCUCGUUUGCAGCAAAACUUUACGCUAUGGCAAAAGAAUUUCACCUUUGAUGCUGAAAAAAUUAAACGUAAUCCCCUCAACUGGUCUACCACUGAAGUGAGUGUUUUUGUGGAACUCUAUUUGAAGUGUCGCAAAACAGCCACCAUCUUCUGUCAUGAAGAUAUUGAUGGUGAAUCAUUAUUGCUCCUGCAACAAGAGGAUCUUACCGAAAAGCUGGGUUUGAAAUUGGGGCCAGCUGUUAAACUUUACACUUGUAUUUUACAAUUACGCACUUUGGCCGUCACUAAGUUUGAGGUACCCUAUAAGCGUGCAGCGAUCAAAAAAUAAUUCAAUUGUAUAAGUGUGUGAUUAAAAAAAACAAUCAAAGGUUGUUGUAUUUAAGGAAAUUUUGUAAGAAAAGAUUUCUUUAAAAUUAUUGCAAAUUGUGGCCAUACUACAUACAUUGUUUGUUAAUUUUGUUAGAUUUUCUAUUUAAGAUUUCAAUCAUAAUCUUCCUAAAAUUUUAAUAAAGUAGUUUUAAUAAGUUGUACGUAUCAACAUAAUUGAUUGAUCCUUUUCACAAUAUCGUAGUUUUUAAUCGUUUGUCAUUUUUUUUUGUAAUUUUAAGUAAUUUACAGGAUUUGAACCUGUAGCCCAUUUUGAAUGAUUAAAUAUUAUUAAUUUACUAACAUAUAAAAAUGUUGAAUAAACAUUGUACAUAGAGUAUAUAUAAAAAAUAUAUAAAU
Messenger RNA from Lucilia sericata (common green bottle fly), 5619 nucleotides. It is a transcript of the gene l(3)mbt, whose product is annotated as lethal(3)malignant brain tumor-like protein 3. Lineage: Eukaryota; Metazoa; Arthropoda; Insecta; Diptera; Calliphoridae. Gene Ontology annotation, molecular function: zinc ion binding; protein binding; sequence-specific DNA binding. The transcript is spliced from 5 exons. Gene Ontology annotation, biological process: regulation of DNA-templated transcription. Bases 464 to 5221 code for a protein of 1585 amino acids. Gene Ontology annotation, cellular component: nucleus. The record is from RefSeq and is a predicted model, not a curated record.